This is a messenger RNA of Diaporthe citri, 603 nucleotides long. RefSeq lists its product as uncharacterized. The record is from RefSeq and is a predicted model, not a curated record. Bases 1 to 603 code for a protein of 200 amino acids. The transcript has 2 exons. NCBI's taxonomy places the organism in Eukaryota, Fungi, Ascomycota, Sordariomycetes, Diaporthales, Diaporthaceae.
AUGAAAGAGAGAGAACAGCUGAUUGCCUGGGAUAUUGAGAACCGGAUCGCUGUCUUCAUGGUGGUUGUGGCCGAGGAGACAGGCGGUCUACCUAACGAUUUCGACCACUGGGCCGAAGACGCCGGUGCCGAGAACACGUACAGUAACGGAGCCUGGGGUAGUGCGGGUGAUGGCAAGGGCUGGGGAGGAGUCCUUACUGACGAGGCGUGCCGGGAGCACGAGGCUCUCAUUCGAUAUGUUCAGCUCGGCAUUGAUCCGCUCUUCAUCAUCCUCACCGGUGAUUAUCGCCAGGACAUGCCCUACGCCGCCAGCAUGAAUGUCAACGUCAAGGACAAGAAUGAGAUGUUGGCAUCCCAUUUCAACAUCUUCCUGAACCAGUACCUGACCACUUUACCUCAACACAUGAUGGAGCAGGUACCAGAGCAUGUAGUGUUGCUUUCGGACAACUUUCGCCAGCAAGGUGGCUUGCAGGAACUCGCCUCGCAGCUCUUCUACGAUGGCAAGAUGAGGACGUCUUUCGACCCUCUCGAUGCGGACGCACUCACCCUGACAUGGCACAAAUUUGGUCAGGAGCUCGUCAAUGAGAACCGGAAGCGCCGAUGA